UCACAGGAGCUCUUGUUGUCACGUUAAUGUUUUGGUGCAUUAGCCUGGCAGCUCGUUUCGCCCCUUAGCUGCUACGUCGGUGCUGUGGAUCAUUUCAUGAUGAAUAAAGGGAAAGCCAGCGGCGUGUCGUGGGUCAAACCGGCGGAGCCGUCCUUCCUGAAGAAGUUCAAGACUGAUGUGGGAUACAAAGAAGGGCCAAAUGUUGACACCAAGCGUCAGCUGAUGCCCACGCUGGAGGAUGACAGUGACAGCGACCGGGAAGAUGAACUACCUCAAGUUGUUGUCUUAAAAACUGGAGAUCUGAGCGCAGAUGAGGUGAAGAAGCUCAAGGAUGAAAUGCAAGCUGAAGAGAAAGGCAAAGAAGCUCCUCCUGAGGGCAAAAUUCUCUUCAAGAAACCAGCCAAGCGCUCAUCCUCAGACAAGUUUCAGGGUAUCACUGCGAGCUCCAGCAAGAAGAAGAAGAAUGACAGUGGAGAGCAGGGAGAAGAAGACGAGGACAGAAAAUCAGGGAAAAGAGUAAAAAAUAACAGUCUGCUGUCAUUCGGAGCCGAGGAAGAGGAAGAGAAUGACUGAAUGUCAGACUGUUAGGUUGGUAAAGGUUGAAGGAUGCAUAUAAACAAAUUUUAUGGAGUUAAAUGUUGUCAUGUUCUUGGAUGUUUCUAGUGAGUCAUCGCACAUCUCAUACCAGAGUUGAAAUUCUCCCAUCUGUGUUCAUUGGGUAGAAACCAGCAGAGAGUGAGUUUGCUGCGGCAUCAGCAUUGACUCAUGAAUCUAAGAAAAAUAUCUGCAGUACCAGGGUCUGUGUAGAUGAUCACACCUGCGCAUUCUACCCUCAGUAAACCAAAUUUACAACCACCGUUUUCUCUGCAUUCAGUUCUGUCCAGAAGACUCUUCUACGUUGCAUUCAAGAAGCCUUUCUGUGACUCUUAAUAACCUUGAGCCUUUCAGGGUUUCCAAAACUCUCAAUUUGUUUAACUUUUUGACUUUAAGAUGAAUGGAGAAGAAAAAAAACUCAUUGGCAGGUGUCCUGAUAUUAGCUGAGGUGAAACUGGACAAGUCGAGGACAACAAAAGGCGCUGGUCUAAGAACUAUUUUAGAGGCAUGUUUUAGAAGAAACCCAACAAAGACCUGACACAGGACCUUAAGAGACUGACCAUUCUUAAAAUGAUCAGUCUACUGUCAUGGUUCUCAAAUUUUGGUAUAAAUGUUAACAUCAGUACUCGAGGUCCCAACUGAGUCUGAUCAGCACCAAUGAUAAAGGAAAACUGGCUCCUUAAAAAGAGUUAUGAAGAAAUAAAGGCCUAUUCAAAAACGUUUGCAUAGCCCUGUCUGUAGGCCACCAUAGAAGAUCUCCAGCAGCGUUGGAGUAUAUGGUCAGGUACCCAAAAAAUCUAUACCAGAGUUCAGAGGUACGCAGCCUUAAUAACUUUAGCCAAAAAAAAAAACCCAAAACAUUUAGACCUCAGCUGGUUUUGUUUUUAAUGUAAUUUAUAAAAAAUAAAGUGGUUUUCUUCCCCAA
Molecule: messenger RNA, 1519 nt
Organism: Girardinichthys multiradiatus
Lineage: Eukaryota; Metazoa; Chordata; Actinopteri; Cyprinodontiformes; Goodeidae
Product: KIAA1143 ortholog
Exons: 3
Coding region: 97-573 (158 amino acids)
Source: RefSeq, a predicted model, not a curated record